Messenger RNA from Lasiosphaeria miniovina, 739 nucleotides. RefSeq lists its product as uncharacterized. The record is from RefSeq and is a predicted model, not a curated record. NCBI's taxonomy places the organism in Eukaryota, Fungi, Ascomycota, Sordariomycetes, Sordariales, Lasiosphaeriaceae. The transcript has 3 exons. The coding region runs from base 133 to 693 and encodes 186 amino acids.
GAGGGCAACAAUUUUUCAGCGGGCAACAAUUUUUCAGAGGGCAACAAUUUUUCAGCGGGAAGCCAACGAGGCCGUAGCGAUUCUCCCACAUCACUAUUUUCACUCAGAACCUGAAGCAGCGGAAUUCUCGACAUGGCGGCCCCACCCUCAGUCAACAUCCUCAACAUGUCUGGGACUUGGACUCUGAACAGGCAGCUGUCGGACGACUUUGAUGCUACGUUCCAGGUCCAAGGAGUCUCUUGGCCAGUUCGCAAGAUUCUAGCCUGGGCUGGCGUCGCGCUGCACAUGGCUCAGACUUCGGACACGCCGCAGGGCGAGACUGGAAAACCGCCCAUUACUAAAAUCAACGUGAAGCAAACCAUCACUCCAGGCGGGUUCAACAGCGAGGAGGCGUAUGUCCUCGACUCUAGUGUCAAGUACAGCACCCUCCCCAUCUUUGGUGCCGUGUCGGUGCACUCUCGGUACACGCUCCUCGGCCAGGUUGAUGACGUAGAUCUGCGAGAACGGCUUGCCGCGGAUGGCGCCACCGUGGCAAUUCAGGAGUUCGCCGAGAGCAAGAGCAGCGACUGGUCGACGGUUGGGGUCUGGGGGUUUGAGGUCGUCGGUGGUGAGAGACGCUUCACGCGCACAAACACUACGACAGGUCGCAAUGCCCGGGCUGUGGCGCGGCUGGUCUAUGACUAUAGCCCUUAGUCCUAGUAGGAGAUACAGUCAACAGCUCGAAGCAUCAGGUUGAGCG